GCAUCGCUGCUCCGCCGGGGCAUCAAUCAAAUCCACAAGGCAUUCGGCUCAGUGGAUAAAUAGCGGACAUGGCUGCCACGUCAGCACUAGUGGCCCUAUCUUUCCUUGGCGGGAAAGUUGACAAACUGGAGAUUAAGGAUAAAGAAUAUAAUAGGAAUGUAAUUAACCGUGAGAGGGGGGAUGCAAGCCUUGUAGAGCAAGCCACGCGGGGCUUAAGUAGCCCCCCCCCAACGUGCUUCUCCGCUCGAAUAAGGCUGAAGACCCGAUCCCGAUCGGUGGCCACCGACGUGUCCUGCUGCGGUUGGCGGGAAAUCAGAGGGUAUCCGAUUGCCACGUGGAGAGCUGGGAGCAUCGCUGCGCGCCGGCGCCAGAUGCGCGCUGCUGGCAUUCGCGGGAAACUAUUCCCGCCGCCGCCGCGCGUCCUUGGCCUUGGCUUUGAUGAGGACCUGGAUCGGGAUCGGUCAUCAAGGAGGGAUGGGGAUACUCUUCAGCAGUGUAGCUCGCUUUCUGAGCGGACACGUGGCAGCUGGAGACGACCACUUCAUCACUCGGCCGCGAGUUCCUCCACGUGGACGAAGCCAAGAGGGGCAAUGAUGAUCAGGAGGCUGACACGUGGCGGCUCAUCCUUGGAUAGAGCAGCAGCAGCAGCAGGAGGAGGAGGAGGAGGAGGAGGAGUGGGUUUUGCCUAUUUAGCGGGAACGCCAGUGGUUCAAGUAGCUGGGUAUGGUGAGCGCUCGCGAGAGAGCAGGACACGUGGACGGCUCCAGUUGAUGAGUCAGAUUCUAGCGGAAGUGGGACGCGAACUGACUGGCCGAGCGAAAGUGGUAAAGAUCGAUUCUGAAAAAUAUCCGCAAUUGGCGAGCCGGUAUGGUGUAGAAGCUCUUCCGACGCUUCUACUUUUUCACAACGGGAAGCUACUUGACAGAAUGGUCAUCACAUCACCGCUCUUGACAUCAACCCUAUCUCAAGAGCGACGCCCCUUUGAGCGAGCAACGCAGCCCGAGUCCCUGCAAAAGGCCUCACCAGCUAUCACUGCAAAGGGUGCUGCUGUAUGUUCGUAUGCAGAGAUCUUCCACGACUCAAUCAAGACAGAUCCGAUCCCAUGGUUUCGCAAGUUUGAGCUCACUCUGCAGCUCCACAACGUCAAGGAAAACAAGCACCACGCUUACUUGUACUCUCGCUCAGGGGGCGCGUGUCAGGCGUGGUUGGACAACUUGUUGUCCAAGUACGGAGUGRUAGCAGCGGACUUGCACACCAUGAUCAGCUGGGAUGAUCGGAAGGCGGCGUGGCACAAGCGGUUCCAGGUGGAGCCGCCAGAGAUCAAAGCCAUGGACAAGCUGAUGGUCUUCGAGCAAGGCACGCUGCCGAGUACGGACUGGAUCGUCGAGUACCAAMGCUUGACGUCAGUCCCAGACAUCCAGAUGGGCUUCAAGGCCAUCCGCCACUAUUUCAUCUCAAGGUCAUGUCCGGCAUUGAGCAAUGCCCUGACGCAUGUCGAGGACAUCUUGACGACAACGGCGGAACUAUUCGACAAGGCUGCACAGAUCAUCGUUACGAACAAGGAGGCCAAGAACCUCCGUUCUUCUGCGUCAGGCCCGAGCGGGAACCAGCACCGGCCACGAGUGGCCGUGGUCGCAGCGGCAGCGCCGUUAGACCAAACCAGCGAGGCUGCGUCUGCCAGUGAAGGAGACAGAUUCACAGCCGCCCGGGAAGGCUGUUUGCCAGCACCGCAAUGCGCAGCACUUAGCGCUCAUCUCCACACUCACCUUUCCUUCUAUGCACCACCAACUUUGCCGACGGAUGACGAAGUCGCGGUGGGGGACAUCCUGGCGUACAUUACCAAGGUGGCCCGCGAGUUUCGCACGCAGCGGUACGAUAACAACAAUGCACYGCUCAUGUAUGUCCGCAUCCAGGUUGGGCAAGCGUCCUGCAGCGCUUUGCUGGAUAGCGGYGCGACUCGCAACUUCAUGAGCCAGUCUUUUAUGCAAAGAGCUGGCCUUGGCACACAAGUUCGGAGAAAGGCGAACCCGAUGGCGAUCAAGUUGGCGGAUGGAAAGACGCAGCAACUACGCGACCGUUACAUCGGGGCCGUACCGGUCUACUUCGCACCUCAUGCAUGCGAACCGGUGACAUUCGAUAUUCUCGACACGGACUUCGACAUCAUUCUGGGAAUGCCUUGGCUUGCAAGUGCGGAUCACACGGUCAACUUCCAUCGGCGGACUCUUAGCGUUCGCGACGCCUUCGGCGUGGAAGUGGCGUGUACGAUUCCUCUACCACACUCUUCGAUCCGGUGCCAAGUGGUGACGACCAAAUCAUUCCGGACGACUUGUGCUUACGAGCAGCCCGAGGAGAUCGGCAUAUGUUUCCUACGGACCGUCGCGUUAGCCGACUCUUCACCCACGGACUUGUCUUCGGACCCCCGUGUGGUACGGUUGCUGGACGAGUUCGCCGACAUCUUCGAGUCACCUACCGGUGUGGUGCCGGGUCGGCCGAUCUCUCACGAGAUCAUUCUUGAGGCCGGUGCCGUGCCGCGGAAAGGUUGCAUCUAUCGGAUGAGCGAAGAGGAGCUUGAGGUACCCCGCGCACAACUCGAUGAUUUGUUGGCCAAGGGCUGGAUCCGCCCGAGUAGCUCCCCAUAUGGAGCACCAGUUCUCUUCGUCAGGAAGAAGAACAAGGAUCUACGAUUGUGUAUCGACUACCGCAAGCUCAACGCGCAAACCGUUAAGAAUGCAGGGCCUCUUCAUCGCAUCGACGAUCUUCUCGAGCGACUGGGCGGUGCGAAGUAUUUUUCCAAGUUGGAUUUAAAAUCAGGAUAUCAUCAAAUCUCGAUUCAACCGAAUGAUCGCUACAAAACCGCAUUCAAGACGCGGUACGGACAUUUUGAGUGGGUGGUCAUGCCUUUUGGCCUCACCAACGCCCCGACAACAUUCCAGGCAGCGAUGACCAAUGAGUUUCGUGCAAUGUUGGACCGGUUCGUGCUGGUCUACUUAGACGAUAUUCUCGAAGGAGCUGUUCCAAAAGAUCAGUUACUCGCCAGGAUGAGUGCUCUGUUGUCCACAAUGAGAACGUAAACCACCACUACAUGCCAGCCAUCGAUCGGGGACCCCUUUCGGAACCUGCCCACCGUCGCGUCGAUGUAUUUUAUCGCCGACGCACGAGCUGCCUAAUUUUUAGGAGAGGCUGAAAUUGGACUCUCAACUUGGUUGGAGUCGUGUACAUUGGCUGCCGAAGUUGACAAAGGCGCGCGAACUUGCAACUGUGCCUUUAAAAACUGGCCUCCUGCUUUCAGGACCGGGCCAGGGGCGAAUCGAAAGCGGAGUUUUUACGGCAUAAAUUGGUACGACCUGUACUCUGCUUCGGCGCUUGAGAUAACCAUGUUGAAGGGGCACUCGGCAAAAUGACUCCGUGACUUCGGGAGAAGGGCAAGGGGUGAAUCGAAAGCGGAGUUUUUACGGCAUAAAUUGGUAUGACCUGUAUUCUGCUUCGGGGGAAUUGAAGUUUGACAGCACAAGUACCUCUUGUUUAUGCUAAAUCGAAGCAUCGUUUGGAGUUCAGGGCUAGGGGCAAAUCAAAAGCGGAGUUUUUG
Molecule: messenger RNA, 3586 nt
Organism: Chara braunii
Lineage: Eukaryota; Viridiplantae; Streptophyta; Charophyceae; Charales; Characeae
Source: the annotation of a GenBank genome assembly